GAGUACUGUCAAUGUCAAACUGUUAAAAAUAUAACCUAAAACGUAAACAAAAUUCCUCGUUUGCGCACGUGGGGAUUGGUCGUGUUUAUUUUAAAUUAAGAAGCAACAAACAAUCUAAUUAAUAAUGGGAAAAGUAAAGCAGGAACCAGUGGAGGGUAAUGAGCAAGCGGACACAUCAGUAAAAGGGGAACCACAAAAUUAUGACGAUAAAAUCGAACACUGCAGCGUUAUCGCCAAGCCAAUGGCACCGAAGAAACUAAGUAAAAAGAUAUAUAAACUGAUUAAGAAAUCAAGCAGUCAUAAAAAUUACAUUAGGAAUGGUCUUAAAAUUGUUCAAAAACAAUUAAGAUUAGGCGAGAAAGGAAUCGUUGUAUUCGCGGGUGAUAUAUCUCCGAUAGAAAUAAUGUGUCAUUUACCUGCCGUAUGUGAAGAGAAGGAUGUGCCCUACUGCUAUACUCCGAGUCGUAAAGACAUAGGUUCAGCAAUGGGAACAAUGCGUGGCUGUAUUAUGGUACUGAUAAAAGAACACGAAGAAUAUAAAGAUUUGUAUGAUGAGGUUAAAAGUGAAAUUAAAUAUUUAGGUCAUCCUUUAUAAGUUAGUUAUAAAAAAAAUUUAAACAUACAAAAUAAGGUUCAUUUUCUCUAAUAAAAGUAUACUUCAAAGAUAAAGACAUUAACAGAUAGAAAUUUGAUUGCAUUUUCAAUAAUAUUUCAAAAUAUUUUAUGAAGCCAUAGCCGGAGUUCAAUUUCUUGCUUGUUUCUCUAUAAAUUAAGUUUUUUGCUUAUUGUAAUUGUAUGUCAACAUCAGAGAACAACUCAUGCUUAUCUAGAUUCUACAUAAUUUCCAAACCUUAUAAUUGAUUUGGAAUCAUUUUUGAUAACCUCUCUAUCUCUUAAGGUGCCUCUCCAUUUAAUAGAGGUUGGUCAGCUCAGUGGACUUUUGCCAGCCUUGUAUUCAAGCAAAAUAAAUGUUCCACGCUGGUAAUAUCUAACCUAAAGCAUUGUUAAUCUUACUAAUUAAAAUAAACGCAGGAUCUUAAAUAUUAGGUUUGACUAAUCUAAUUACAAAAUAAUGUACUUUCAAAUAAUGUUAAUUCAUCUGCAGUUCCUCAAAUAUUUCAAAAUAUAAUACAUAUUACAAGGCUGGAAUAUCAUUUUUUGUGCUUAUUUUUUCAAUGAAUAUGUUUUAAGUUCGUUUUGGAUUUUGUUAGAACUAUCUUAAUGUUACUUUGUGAAAAUUCCAACUUAGUAAUUAUACUGUAAAUCAUUGGUCGUUUUGAAAAAGUUUCUAUAUAAUUAUAUCAUUUAACAAAACUCACUAAUAACUAAGUUUAACUUGAAAUUGUGUUAAAAAUCAAAUGAUUUGCCACAGAUUUUUUCAUUAUAUCAAAACAUGUAAGACCAAGAAAGCAUUGUAAAUAUUCUAAGACAAAUAAAUAUUCCA
Papilio xuthus (Asian swallowtail) is the source of this 1444-nucleotide messenger RNA. RefSeq names its product NHP2 ribonucleoprotein (gene NHP2). The record is from RefSeq and is a predicted model, not a curated record. The coding region runs from base 125 to 595 and encodes 156 amino acids. Gene Ontology annotation, molecular function: RNA binding. Lineage: Eukaryota; Metazoa; Arthropoda; Insecta; Lepidoptera; Papilionidae. The transcript is spliced from 2 exons.